AGGGCAAACUAUUGCCCACUCAAUCACACUCACAGCACCAAAACAAAGCAUCAAAAACAAGAACAAAUGAGAGGAUGACAAAAUUGAUGAUUUGAAGAGAGAAGGGAACAAAACAAAACAAAACAAUGUUGAGAACCCUUCGCCUACACUCCACACUCAAACCCCUCUCUCCUCUUACACUACUCUCUUAUCUUCUCUUUCUCCUUUCUUCCCUUUGCAGCCAUGCCACAGCCAACAUCUUCAUCUAUGCAGGCUGCUCCCAAGAAAAAUACCAACCCAACUCACCCUUUCAAACCAACCUCAACUCCUUGCUAUCCUCAGUUGUUAGUUCAUCCUCUCGGGCAUCCUACAACAGCUUUGCCAUUGGAAAUGAUUCCUCUGCAUCCCCGGAAGGUGCCGUCUACAGCUUGUACCAGUGCAGGGGUGAUCUGAAGAUGCCAGACUGCUCACAGUGCAUCCAGAGUGUGGUUAGCCAAAUUGGUUUGGUGUGUCCCAACACUUAUGGGGCUGGCCUGCAACUAGAUACUUGUUUCCUAAGGUAUGAGCAUGGUGACUUUCUGGGAAAGUUGGACACAAGUCUUAAGUUCAAGAAGUGCAGCAAAAGUACAAGCAACGAUGUUGAGUUCUUUAGGCGUAGAGACGAUGUUCUCGCAGACCUACAGACUGCAAUAGGCUUCCGUGUUAGUACCUCGGGCAUGGUUGAAGGCUUUGCUCAGUGUUUAGGUGAUUUGAGCUCUGCAGAUUGCUCUGCCUGCCUUUCAGAUGCUGUUGUUAAGUUGAAGAGCUUGUGUGGAUCCGCUCAGGCUGCAGAUGUGUUUCUGGGGCAGUGUUAUGCUAGGUACUGGGCAUCUGGCUACUAUGACACCUCCAGAGAUUCUUCCAAUGAAGACGAUACUGGGAAAACAGUCGCCAUAAUAGUGGGUGCUUUGGCUGGCAUCGCUGUUAUCAUUGUUCUUCUCUCGGUUUGUCGCAAAGCCGCCGGUUAAUGACAACAAAGGGGGACAAAUGGUUGGUUUCUUUCUCAAAGAAAUGGAUUGCAAAAGGACACCUUAUGGUUGUUGAAAUAUUCUCGUGAAACUAGUUCUACUUUUCAUCCAUUGUGAAACAUUUUGGCGCCAAAAAGAGAAGUUGGUUCUAAUCUA
Diospyros lotus (date-plum) is the source of this 1142-nucleotide messenger RNA. RefSeq names its product plasmodesmata-located protein 8. NCBI's taxonomy places the organism in Eukaryota, Viridiplantae, Streptophyta, Magnoliopsida, Ericales, Ebenaceae. Gene Ontology annotation, cellular component: plasmodesma. Bases 126 to 986 code for a protein of 286 amino acids. The record is from RefSeq and is a predicted model, not a curated record. The transcript is spliced from 3 exons.